AUGAGGGCGCCUCCUACGCAGUGUAGUCAAUGCGGUAGAGCUCAUUCUCGACAAUGUCGUCAGGGAUCUAAUGUAUGCUAUACCUGUGGAGAACCUAUUCAUUACAUGAGGGAUUUUCCUAUGAAUGAUAGAAGCAGGAUGGUUCUUCCCACCAUAUCAAUAACAGUCUCCUCCUUUUCAGUACGCCCUCAAGAGCGAGGCUCUCAGGCAUCCACUAGUAGAGGUAGAGGCAGGGGUGGAGCAUCUAGCUGUGGUGGUAGUCAGAACUGCAUAUAUGCUUUGGCAGGUUGUCAGGAUCCAGAGGCUACACCGGAUGAUAUGUCAGAGGCUUCUUGGAGACUAACUCAUUUUUUGGCGGAGGUCCUCGAGGUCGGGUACCACCUCGGGAUUGGGGAUGAUGUCGUUGACUUCUUAGGGCCUGACUUUCCAUUGAUGGAGUUCCUCGAGGUCGGGUUCCUGCUUCAGCCUUCUAGUCUUGCCAUAGCCAAAGCUGCUACCUCGGGGUCUGUUCGGCAGGGAGGGGAGAAUUCCGCUCCUGAUGCUCAGGAUCAACGAGGGUUUACCUUGAUAAUUACUUCUUCGAUAGGAUAG
Molecule: messenger RNA, 591 nt
Organism: Nicotiana attenuata
Lineage: Eukaryota; Viridiplantae; Streptophyta; Magnoliopsida; Solanales; Solanaceae
Exons: 3
Coding region: 1-591 (196 amino acids)
Source: RefSeq, a predicted model, not a curated record